Closterium sp. Yama58-4 is the source of this 1563-nucleotide messenger RNA. The record is from the annotation of a GenBank genome assembly. Lineage: Eukaryota; Viridiplantae; Streptophyta; Zygnematophyceae; Desmidiales; Closteriaceae.
AUGGCCAGUCCUCCCGUACUUGCUUUCGAUGCUGAGGGCCGCCCAGUGAAGUUUGACACCUGGCUAGAUGACCUGCACCUCUUCCUACAGCUCACUGCCAAGGAGGAUAUUUCACUGUACGAUCAUGCCCUCGGUCACGCUACUGCCCCUCCUACCACUGCAGACAGCACUCAGCGCUCACAGUGGCAGACUCGUGACGCCCACGCUCGCUUCGCUAUUCGCAACUCCCUACCGCUAGAUGAGCGCGAGCACUUUGGCCAGCACAAGACUGCUAAGGACCUGUACACUGCUGUAGUUGCUCGUUACUCCUCGCCUGCUUCUGCCACACUAGGCCGCCUCACCCUCCCCUACCUGUUCCCCGACCUCGCCUCCUUCAGCACAGUCGCUGACCUCAUCACCCACCUCAGGACUAUCAGGGACCACUUCCUCGCUCGCUCUCCCACUGAGCUCACCAUUGCCCUCCUCGAGAAGGAAUUGCUUGCAGCUGAGGCGAGCAUCGUCGCUGUAGGCACCUCUCGUGGCGACCCCCGCACCCCGUUCUUUGAGGGGUGUUCCCCUUCCCCCCUUCUCCCCUCUGUCGCCUCUGCUGCUACUGUCGACCUCCUUGGUGCUGAGAAGGUCGGGACCGCGUCUGCUCCGAGCGGGCGCCGCAGGGGCAAAGGGGGCAAGGGUGGAGGUGGCGGCGGGGGAGGCGGGGGUGGAGGCGGUGGGAGUGGAGGUGGGACUGGAGAGGCUAGUGGCGGCAGUGGGGGUGGUGACAGCAGCGGCGGGAGCGGUGGCAGGGGCGGAGGCGGCAGCGGAGGCGGAGGUGGUCGUGGCGGCGGCAGGGGUGGAGGUGGCCGAGGCGGUGGCGGCGGCGGUGGUGGUCGUGGAGGCGCUGGCGGUGGCCAGAGCCAGCAGCACGCCCCGUCGCUUCAGGAGGCACGUGAGUGGUAUUCGCAGCGGGGGGGGGCGGGUGGUGUUACCUGCACGUACGUCAUUCGCACUGGUGACCGCGCUGGCCAGACGUGUGGGAAGCCGCACCCCACGCACCGCUGUUUCUCGCGCCUUACCGACGCAUGGCGCGCCCAGUUUCCUGCUGGCGCUGAGCUGCCCCGCUGGGCUGAUCUGGAGAGGCAGGGGGUUGAUAUCUGGGCUCUAGACUUUGAUGCUAUUCUCACUGCCAUGUAUGCGAUGUUUACUAGUGGAGAGGGUGCUCAGUACUUGCGUGUUCCGCCCGACCCGGGCAUUCUGACCAGUCCGGCUGCCGCUCUAGGUGCUAGUGAGUCUGCUGCCCCAGGUCCUGGUGAGGCUGCUGCUCUAGGUGCUCGUGAGUCUGUGCCCCCUGGUACUGAGUCGACUACGGCACUGCACACCUUCACACUGGACUCAGGUGCUUCUCGCUGUUUCUUUCGUGACCGCACUGUCCUUGAGCCACUCGCUCGGCCAGUUGCUGUCUCCCUACCCCUCUGGGGGUCCGGUCGUUGCGACCUCCUCCACUGUCCUUCCUUGUCCUGCGGUCCCGUCAGGCACACUGUCAGGUCUCUACCUCCCCUCGUUCUCUACGAACUUGGUGGUAGGUAG